Hydra vulgaris (swiftwater hydra) is the source of this 2143-nucleotide messenger RNA. RefSeq names its product beta-lactamase-like protein 4. The record is from RefSeq and is a predicted model, not a curated record. Lineage: Eukaryota; Metazoa; Cnidaria; Hydrozoa; Anthoathecata; Hydridae.
AAAAUGUUUCACAAAUCUAGUUGUUGUUUUUAAAAGUGUUUUAGCAUGUCUAAAACUGUGAGAUUGAUUUACAGUAAUAAUUAUGACAAUGAAUAUAUAAACUAGUAACUAUUAAAUAUAUAAAAAUAUAAACAAUCAGUAACAAAUUAUUGAAAUAAAUAAGAUUUAAGCGAAUUAAUUUGAUAUUGUGGUACAAGAGUUUUUAAAUGAAGAUUUCUGUGGCCUCAUUUAUCGUUCCAAUAAAACUAUGCCUACAAAUGCAGUCAUUAAUGAAGCAAAUGAAACAGAAAAACGCUAUCCAAAUGGAUUUCAUAUUGAUAAAGAAAAAUUUGAGAACAGUAUUCCAUGGAGUACAAUAAAUGGAUAUUCUGAAACUCUACCAGAGGUAUGUACUACGAUCAGAAUACCGUUUGAUAAAAGUGAAUCUCAAAAACACAAAAGUAAAUGCGUAUAUGGCUUGCUUGUUUUUGCUUUGUUCUCUUUGGUGGUUACAUUUAGUACGCUGUAUGCACUGGAAUUUAGAAAAAAAAAGGUUUCUGAAAAUAAGAUAACCAAAAUUCCGUUGCAAACAUCAGAGCCGUGUUUUGAAAGAGUAUAUGCGAAAAGUAUUUCUAACAUUAUAAAUUACUCAGAAUAUCAGGAAGCUGUUCUAUCUUCAAAAAGCGAAAUUGGACCAGAGUUAUUUAAUGGGAAAUAUGAAGCAGUUUCCAUCACUGUGACAUAUUUUGGAGAAGAAAUUUGGAAAUUCAAUUAUUCUUAUACAACAAACAAAAAUCUUAACACUGAUACUCCCUUUCCUAUUGCAAGCGUUAGCAAGAUUUUUACGGUUUUAAUGCUUCAUAAAUUAGUGGAACUUGACAUUAUAAAGAGUAUAGAUGAUCCAGUGCAGAAGUAUAUGCCAAUCUUUUUCAUUAAAAACAAAUUCAACAGUAAAAACAUUACUUUUAGGCAUUUAGCAUGUAUGAUGGCUGGUAUUCAGAGAGAAGCUCCUUGUUAUCCAUAUACAAAUAUUAGCACUUGUCCCUUUAAUAAUACUGUUAUGCUUGAGAGAAUACAAAAACUUUCACUUAAACUUCCACCAAAGCAAACUCCAUCAUACAGCAAUCUUGCAGCAUCGAUUCUUGGACGAGUUUUGGAAGAUAUUGUUGGAAGAAAUGUAACUUUAGAAGCAUGGAUGGAUGAAAAUAUAAUUAAACCACUUAAUAUGACAAAUACUGGUUACAAUAUACAUUCUAGAAUAAAAGAUAUUCCCAAAAGCUAUAAUUCGGAUGGAUCUAUUGCUGAAAUACUAGACUGGGGAUGGUCGAGACCUAGUGGGGGAAUGUUUUCAACAACUCAUGACCUUGGUAAGUUGAGUUCUGUAUUUUUCUCAGUAUCCGAUAUAUUCAGUUUAAGUGAACGCUCACUAAAUGAACUGUUUGCACCAGCAUUUACAUGGUCUGAUAACAGCGCUCAAGGUUGUCCAUUUGAAAUAGCUACUUUAGAUCCAUUCAACCCAGAAAAUAAAAAAACUGCAUACAUUAACUUUGCAAAAGAUGGAUAUGUACCUGGAUAUGGGACUAUGUUUAACUUGGUACCUGAUUUAAAGCUUAAUGUCAAUGUAAUGGUAGCUAGCAAUGAAAGUCAAGCCGCCCCUAUCUCUAAAAUUGUUGUUAAAAAUUUUAGUAAAGCAGUUGACCAAAUACUAAAAAAAAAAAAAGAGUAUAUACCACCACCCGAUUUUAAAUACUACAUUGGCGAGUAUAAACUCCAAACUAAAUGGCCUUUAAUACAAAAACCUGUUCGCGUAUACGAAGAAAAUAAUGUUCUGCUGAUUAAUAUUGAGUGGUUUACAGCGAAGCUUAGCUAUGUGGAAAAUAGAACUUUAGAAACAGUAAACUACGAAAAGGAUCAAUUAAACCAACGUUGCGAAAUACUUGGACUUGGUGUUCUGCACGAAAAGUACCAUUUUUUUCCAACGUUAGGGGAAAUGGAAAGUCAAGGUUUUAAAACAGAUGCAAUUGCCAUUUAUGGAUUCGCUGAAUUUCGAAGGAUAUAGUAGUCUUUAUUCAGCUGUUGUUAAUAAAACAGUAGACUUGUAUAUACAUUAACACAUGUGUAUAUAGUGUAAUAAUAUGAAAAGAUAAAUAAUUUGAUAUGUUAA